CUGUUCUUGUGCAUCUUUCUCUCUCAGCCUCUCUCUCACACACAGGGUCAUUCUUGUUAUAUUGUUGUUUUAGCUGGAACGCCUUAUUAAAGAAAAGUCUUGUACAUCCUUUGGAAAUGUCAAGGCAGUCCUAUAUUCUACCUAUUUUUGUCCAUGAUCACAAAGUAGCCAUUUUGUAACUGGUAGGAAAUUAUACCAAUUUGGAUUUUUUUUUCUUUCUCUAAUAGUGUGGGACUGGUUUCCAUUACUUUCUUGGCCUGCUUCAACUUUUGUUGUGUUUGGAAUCUAUGGACAUCUCUGGGUUGUGACAAAUGCUAAUUUUUUUGUGAAGCACAGAGAAAUACAGCGGUAAUGGCAUCAAUGACAACGCCCGCUUUUUCAAUGAGAACCACUGGUUUUGAUGCAUAUUCAUCUCCAUCAUCAAGGUUCAGGCCCUCUUUUGCAAGGUUCAAGCCCAGAGUUGAUCUUCAGAGGUUCAGUGGUCUGAAGGCAGCAACUGGUGUCAUCAUGGAAUCGGAAUCUUCAUUCUUAGGCAAGGAAAGUGGUGCUGCUCUUCUAGUUUCAUCAAGAUCAUUAGAAUGCAAACAAGCAUGCGAACAAUCUAGUUGUCUGCUGCCAAGAGCUUCGUCCUACAAGGUAGCUGUCCUGGGGGCUGCUGGAGGAAUUGGGCAACCGCUAGCACUUCUGGUCAAGAUGUCCCCGUUGGUGUCCUCAUUGCAUCUUUAUGAUGUUGCUAACGUUAAAGGAGUUGCUGCUGACCUUAGUCAUUGCAAUACUCCUUCUCGGGUCCUGGACUUUACAGGUCCUUCUGAGUUGGCUAAUGCCUUGAAAGGUGUGGACGUUGUCGUGGUUCCAGCUGGAGUGCCAAGGAAGCCUGGCAUGACACGUGAUGAUCUUUUCAAUAUCAAUGCUGGUAUUGUCAAAAGCUUAGUUGAGGCAGUGGCUGAUAAUUGUCCUGGUGCCUUCAUUCACAUUAUCAGCAAUCCAGUCAAUUCCACCGUGCCAAUUGCAGCUGAAGUUUUGAAACAGAAAGGCGUUUAUGAUCCAAAAAAGCUUUUUGGGGUUACCACCCUUGAUGUUGUGAGAGCAAAUACAUUUGUUGCACAGAAGAAGAAUCUGAGGCUGAUUGAUGUUGAUGUACCAGUUGUUGGUGGGCAUGCCGGCAUUACUAUAUUACCAUUACUGUCCAAAACAAAGCCAUCAGUUAGUUUCACCGGUGAAGAGGUGGAGGAUCUUACUGUGAGGAUCCAAAAUGCUGGAACUGAAGUUGUUGAGGCAAAAGCUGGUGCUGGUUCAGCUACUCUUUCCAUGGCAUAUGCAGCAGCUAGAUUUGUGGAAUCUUCCCUCAGGGCCUUGGAUGGUGAUAGCGACGUGUAUGAAUGUUCUUAUGUGCAGUCUGAGCUGUCGGAGCUUCCAUUCUUUGCUUCAAGAGUCAAGCUGGGGAAGCAGGGUAUCGAAGCCUUCAUAUCUGCAGAUCUUCAAGGGCUGUCUGAGUAUGAGCAGAAGGCCCUGGAAGCCUUGAAACCAGAACUGAAGGCAAGCAUUGACAAGGGCAUCGCCUUCGUGCAUAAGCAGGCUACUACAGCUGCAGUUUGAGUUGUAUCAAGCCUUCCUUUAAUUAGAAGAAUAACGGCAGCAGACGAUUUGCCUCCAGGUGGGGCACUUGAUUGCGGGGUUGCUGCCAAAUUUUGUAGGAACGAGUCUUUUCAAGCAAUUUGGUAGAGGAGAGUUUUGGAUGAAAGUCGAAAACGUGUGCAUGAUUAGAUGCUAUAGAAAUGUAACCAACCGGUGUCUGGUUUCUUGCAGUAAUCAGAUCCUUUGGCAGAAUCAUUUACGGAAACCAGGCUUUCAUAGUCUCUAUGGGAACCAUGUUGCUUGGAUUCGCAAUCUUCCCAAGAUUGUUUCAUUGUACAAUUCAUAUUAAACGCGUUCUGUUGUUGUGGAUGGUGCAUACUCCUUUAUUCUAGUACUCUGAGCAGUUUUGGAAUCGAUCAA
Nymphaea colorata (pocket water lily) is the source of this 1995-nucleotide messenger RNA. Its product is annotated as malate dehydrogenase, chloroplastic-like. The transcript has a single exon. The record is from RefSeq and is a predicted model, not a curated record. Lineage: Eukaryota; Viridiplantae; Streptophyta; Magnoliopsida; Nymphaeales; Nymphaeaceae. Gene Ontology annotation, molecular function: L-malate dehydrogenase (NAD+) activity. The coding region runs from base 352 to 1596 and encodes 414 amino acids. Gene Ontology annotation, biological process: tricarboxylic acid cycle; malate metabolic process. Gene Ontology annotation, cellular component: mitochondrion; cytoplasm.